Carassius gibelio (silver crucian carp) is the source of this 7397-nucleotide messenger RNA. Its product is annotated as zinc finger protein 609. NCBI's taxonomy places the organism in Eukaryota, Metazoa, Chordata, Actinopteri, Cypriniformes, Cyprinidae. Gene Ontology annotation, biological process: regulation of transcription by RNA polymerase II. Gene Ontology annotation, cellular component: nucleus. The transcript is spliced from 9 exons. Bases 532 to 4731 code for a protein of 1399 amino acids. The record is from RefSeq and is a predicted model, not a curated record.
CGGUCCGCUCCAGGAUCAGUGUCCCGGAUGUGAUGGAGCUCGUGCUGCUGCAUUGAGAGACGCACACAAGCGCUAAGAUCAUCAUCAGAGCUCUAGUGAAGCCGAGUUUGGGACACACGCUGGUUAUCUGGGAUCUAUUGCGUUCAGAGUUAAGGAACUGAUGUAAAAUGUCGUUGAUCCUGAUGCUUUCUUCGCUGGUUGUUCUGGAUCUGCAGCGGAUUUGAAGUGUACAUUGAAACCGGCCUGUCUUUGGAUCUGUGUGUGUGUGUGUGUGUGUGUGUGUGUGUGUGUGUGUGUGUGUGUGUGUGUGUGUGUAACCCCAGCACACUUCCUUGGAGGGGUAUUUUUGCUGGUUUCUGCUGGAUCUAUGGCAUUUAGCUCGGUCUGGAUCCUCUGGGGGGCAACAAUGUGGGUUACUGGGAAGGGGAAACCAACAGGACCCUGAGGCUUGUGUAAAUGUGUUUCCCAACAGCCUCAGUCGUCUGAGAAGGUCAGACCUCCCUGUGGCGCGCUUGGGCCGCUGGCACUAAGAUGUCCCUCAGUAGUGGCACUGCAGGCGGGAAAGGUGUGGACUUGAAUGCGGUGGACACUUACGACAGCGGCGAUGAGUGGGAAAUUGGUGUAGGCAACCUGAUCAUUGACCUUGACGCCGAUUUAGAGAAAGAAAAGCUUGAGAUGUCGGGCACUAAGGACGGGGACGGACUGGCUGCUGCCUCGAGUGCCGUAGCAGCAUUGCCGGACAACAUCAAGUUUAUUAACCCAGUGCCUCCCCCGCCGAUCAAGGACAGCAAAUCCAAAGCUAAGCGUAGCAAGAAUUCCAAGGACAGUAGCAAAUCCUCAAACCCUGAAGGGGGUAAGAAGGACUCCCAGGGACGGACCCAAAACGAGGCCACUGGGCCAACUAUGGGAAGUGGUUCCACAACUUUACCUUCCGGGAAAGGUUCAGAUAAAAGUAACAAAGCCUCUCGUAAUGUUCAGACUGGCAAAAAGGACAAGGAGGGUUCUGGGAAAAGCAAGAAGGAGAAAAACGAAGGGGUACAAGCUGGGAGUGUGCCCUCGGAAAAGGACCCAUCAGCCCAGGUCAUGCCUUUAGGCCAGGCACGCAAUACCCCAUUUGAGGGGACGCAAAAUUCGGACCUUGUUGGUGCUGAGCAGCUAGGGAAUAUUACCCUCGAUACCACUGGAAUAGUCACUCCUCUGGCUAUCAAGAGCGAACCAGAAGAAGUGGAAAAUAAUGAUUGCAGGACCAUGAAGAAAGUUAAAAGUGAAAAGAUGGAGUCUCCGGUCUCGCCAGCGCUCCAGCUCCUCGCUCCGGUCAGCAACAGUGACAUCUCGUCCUCGUGUGAGCAGAUCAUGGUCCGUACACGCUCUGUAGCGGUCAACACCUCUGACGUGUCUCUGGCCACCGAGCCCGAGUGUCUGGGUCCCUGUGAGCCUGGCACCAGUGUUAACCUGGAGGGCAUCGUGUGGCAGGAAACCGAGGACGGUAUGCUGGUUGUAAAUGUUACCUGGAGGAACAAGACGUAUGUGGGCACACUUUUAGACUGCACUCGACAUGACUGGGCACCCCCACGGUUCUGUGAAUCACCCACAAGUGACCUGGAGAUGAGAAAUGGCCGUGGUCGGGGUAAAAGAAUGAGGCCCAAUAGCAAUACACCAGUCAAUGAGAACAGCAACUCCUCUGAUAACAAAGGCAGCAACAACAGCAAGACUCGAGCCGCAUCCAACAGCAAAGGGCGACGGGGCAGUCAGAACUCCUCUGAGCAGCGGACACCACCAAAUAGCAACACUGAGGAUGUAAAAGCUAGUCCUUCAUCUGCUAACAAACGCAAGAACAAACCUGCCUCAGACAUGGAACCCAAUUCCAGUUCAGAGGACACUAAGGGUAGCAAACGUAUGCGCACCAAUUCAAACAGUGGAAUACCUCAUACUGUUCUUCCCCUCUCCAACAUCAAAGCUGAAUCCUUGCCUCCCUCUUUGGAUCGCAGCUGCCCCUCACCAGUGCUCAUCGACUGCCCCCAUCCCAACUGCAACAAGAAGUACAAGCACAUUAAUGGCCUGAAGUAUCACCAGGCUCGUGCACACAAUGAUGAUGACAUCAAGCUGGACAUAGAUGGUGAUAGUGAGUAUGGUGAGGACUCCACUUUGCACCCAGAGCCAGGGAGUUGCAAUGGUGCAUCCAUUUCUCAGAAGGGCUGUGCAUCUCCUGCACGGUCAAUCACCCCCAAAGGCAGAGGAUUUGAUGCCCAGAGUCCAUCACCAUCAUCAGGAAAGUUCAGCUCCAAGCAGCCUGGUAAAAAGAAACCAGAGGCUGAGCAUGACUCUGGUGUGCCCAUGGAUGGUUGUGAAGAUGGCCCAUGUCUUACAGAUGAGACAAGCAACGAUGGCAUUGAUGAUAAAAGAGGCUUGGACAAAGCCAAGAAGUCUGGCAGUGGUACCAAGGCAGAAAAGCUUGCGCAAAAGGCAACGAAGUCAGCAAGGCCCCUGGUUCCUUCCUUACCUCCACAGCAGUUGUACGCCUUACCAACCUCUGGCUUCCCUGCCCCCAAUUCUGGCUCCUCCUCCAGUGUAGGCUCUGUGGUCCAGUCCAUUAGCAAGAGUCCCCAAAUAAAAAACAUUCAACCCAAACCUGCAGUAAUGGGAGAUCCCUCAAUGAACCCAGCCUUGGGAAGCUCUAAGGACAAGAAAAAGAAAGAUAAGAAAAAGAAGGAGGGCGGUAAGGAAGGAGACAGUCCAAAAACCCCUGGGAAAGGAGGUAAACCUGAAGAAGGCAAGAGCCCAUAUUCUGAGAGCUCAGACCAAGGCAGCAAGAGUGAUGGACUGUUAAAUGGAUCCACAGAUCCACAUCAAAGUCGUCUAGCCAGCAUUAAAGCAGAGGCAGACAAAAUCUACAGCUUUUCGGACAAUUCUCCCAGUCCAUCUAUUGGUGUUGCCAGUCGGAUAGAAAGUGGGGGGAUGGCACAACCUCUCACUCCACUUCAUGUGGUUACACAAAACGGGGCAGAUAACUCUUCUGUGAAGACCAACAGCCCAGCGUACUCGGACAUCUCUGAUGCAGGGGAAGAUGGAGAGGGCAAAGUGGAAGGUGUGAAGGUCAAGUCUGAAGAUCAGGCAGGUCGGGAAGGUGCCAAGAAAUCCCUGUUCCCAUCCCAACCACCAAACAAAGAUUCUUCUUAUUUCCCAAGUUAUGAAACGUACUACUCACCCAAUUAUAGCAACCCAAACCCCAGUCCAGGAGUCUCUAACACGGUCACAUCUUUGCAAGAUGGUGCAGUGAAGGUGAAAAAAGAGGAAGACCUAGAACCAGGGAAUGACAAGGGCAAAUCCGAGCCACCUGAAGAUCGAAAGCCAGACACAGGUGCAUCCACUCAACAGCCACAGCAGCCUUCAGUCAUUCAGCAGCGGUCUAACAUGUUCAUGCAGCCCCUCUAUUACAAUCAGUAUGCUUAUGUUCCUCCCUACGGCUAUUCACCUGAUCAGGCCUACCAUAACCACCUGAUGAACACAAACCCAGCUUACAGGCAGCAGUGUGAGGACCGCCAGCGUCAAGCAGCUGAACAGCAUCGUGCUGCAGAGAAGAAAUCAGAGGCUGCUCAGAAGGAUAGGGAAGCAUCCAUGAAGCAAGAAGAAUGGAAGCAGAAAGCUUCAGUUCCUCCUACCUUAUCGAAAGCACCAAGCCUCUCAGACUUGGGCAAACCGUCCCCACAGGGCAAGCCCAAAGAUCCCUUGGAGCCUGGCAAGUCAGUCAUUAUCCCCAAAGGAGAAGAUGGCAAGGGACACAACCAGCCAGGUGAGGGGUUGAAAAUGAAGCUAAGUGAAGCUGGGCAUCAUGCGAAGGAUGAGCAGAAACCAAGCCUUGAGUCUGGGAGAUCGGCUAUGGAGCAGGCAAUGUACAUGUACAGACAGGAGCCAGACUCUCGCCUGUGGCCCUACGUUUACGCCAGCAAGUACCCCGAUGCUCAGAAACAGAUCGAUGAGGAGAGGUGGAAGGAAGAGAGAGAGCGGGAUCGUGAACGAGAAAGGGACCGAGAGCGGGACAGAGAUCGCGAAAGAGACCGGAAAGGCAAAGACGAAAGGCCGCGUCCUAAAGACGCUCCCUCUAAAGAGGAAAGCAAGGAAGGGGCAGAACCACGGACUUCAUCGGCCUCAGAGGAGCAUAGAGUCUUCAGCAAAGAUCCCCGAGCACAUAUGCAGUUUUCUUCACAUCUGCCGCAGCAUCAGUCAUAUAUGUCUUACAUGCAUGGAUACCCCUACGGCCAGGGUUAUGACCCCAGCCAUCCGGGAUACAGGGGGAUGCCGGUCAUGAUGCAGAAUUACCCUGGGUCGUACCUGUCACCGGGGUACUCUUUUUCUCCAUAUGGCUGUAAGAUGCCACCUGGAGAGGAGGGUGAGAAGGCUCGUGCCAGUCCUACAGUGAGCGGCAAGUCUGCAUCUGAGUCUAAAGCGCUUGACAUCCUGCAUCAGCAUGCUAGCCAAUACAAGAGCAAAUCACCCACGGUGGGUGAAAAGACACCCCAUGAAAGAGACAGAACUGGGAGUGAGCGGGAAAGAGAUGGUGAUCGUCCGAGAUCUUCGCCCUCUCAGAGGAUCAUGCCUUCCCACCAUCACUUAAGCUAUCCACUACUCCCAGGACAGUUCGACCUGUCCUAUGCUACAGGUAUCUCCUCUUCAGCCAUUGUUGCCAGUCAGCAAGCCUCUGCCCCUUCACUUUACCCCCCAGCACGGAGGUGAGAAUGGGAGAAGUGACUGGCUGUUUUUCUGCAGACAUGUGACUGGUUCACAUGAGGAUGUGAUGUGGAGCUUAAUACAUCAGUUCAAUGAUGUUCCUGAUUUCUUUAUGGUUCUUUCCCCUGACUUUAUGGCAUCUUUGACCAAUUCAGUCAGAAGGAGAAAGUGGAUGCUGAGGCUACUACGUAAACGCCGAGCUCCACCUCAGGAAGCACACAUCUGUACACCUCCCUCUCUGUGCUGCUGGCUAAAUACUCAGGAGAGAGGAGCACCAUCUGUCUGCAGAGACAUCAUUCGAUGUGCAAGCUGGACCUACAGAGUUUGGGAAAUCUUGAAUGAACCUGGAUGCAAAGACAUUCUGGAUGUCACUACAUGGAGUGCUACUGUUCUGGACUGCUGCUCUAGAGCCACGAGGAUUACCGAGGUUGUUCAUGUUUGGUUUUUUCCUGGAGGAUUCCAGCAUCUUCAUCUUCUAAUCUAUUUGUGGACUAUGCAAGUGGAUAAGGCUUGGUUUUCUUCAGGGCAGUGAAUUCACGUUCAUGUUACCAUUGCGAAGCCAUCGCCAACAUACUUGAGAGUAGAGCGUUAUUUGUCCUAGAGGCAUUUUUCAACGCACUUCCCUGUCUUUAUUGUUCAUAUUUAUGUUUUUGGAUGAUGAACAAAUUGCUCCGCAUUUGUGGCAAACGUUUUGUUCUUGAACAGGCAACUGCUUCGGUUUGCUUUGCAUUGGUCAGUUCAACAGUGACCUGAUUUUUAGUUACAGUUAGAUGGGCCUCUGAUAUUUUGGAUUAUUUUCUGUGUUGCCGAUUGAAGAUUGGCAUUGGCAGCUCCUAGACAUGAAGUGCCCCAAAAGCCAGGAACUUUGACUUCCAGACCGGAUUUGUUUUUUUCCCGGUCUGAAUUGACCGUUGUAAUGUUUGGACACGAGGCUAUCUGCUUCUCCCAGGCUCUAGAUGGCCGUUUGGGACACGUUACGUGUGAAGUUACCAGUCUCUACUGACCUGUGUGUCUGGUCAAGAACUGAAGCUUCACACACGGAUACUUUGCUGCUUGGGAAUCUCAUGCCAGACUUCAUGCGUGAAGUCCAAAAAGGAGCAAACCUUAAAGGCUUAGAGCGAUCCGAGUGAGAUAACCUCAAAAGAGGCUUCGAGCCAGCAUCCAGCUUCUAGACGACUUCGACUUUGGGUCUGUCCUCCGAUCCAGACUCACGGAGCAUGAAACGAGGAAGAGCUGGAAAAUGUUCCCUCACUUCUUCUGUACGUCUGCGUGGUAUGAUCCAGCACUCGGUAAAAGCAUUAAUCCAAACAGAGAGCAAUGCGACACAAGCAGGCGUCCUUCCUUUUCUCCCUCACUAUGUGCUUUCUGUAUAUAUUGUACAAAGGAAUUAUUUUAAAAACAGGUUGUUGGAUGCUAUCGGAUUUUCUUACUAUUUCUUUCUCUUUUUUUCUUCUGUUAGCUUUUUUUCUACCAUUGUUGACAUUAAUAUCAAUGUUUAACUGGUACAACGGCUUUAUAUUGGAAGUGGUUUUGUUUUUUUACUACUUUUUCUAACCCUCCUCUUCAGUGUCUACUUGGUCCCGCUCUGCUUUGAAGCUGUUUAGAAGCACAUUUUUUGCGUUCACUGAAAGUCAAUUUUAAUAAGACGUCAGGAUUUUUAGUCAACACCUCGGCAAACCACGUAAGCAAUGGCGCGUUCACAUAUCAGAAGAAGUGACAACCCGAGUCCGGUGCUAGUUUUUCAAGUCCGUCAUCAUGCAGUUAUUGUGUGAAUCUGAAACUCUCAGGAGAGCAUUGUUGAAAUCUGAGCAUUUAUAUCAUCCUUGCAUGUUCAUCGCUCUCGGCUGUAUUCAAACUCGAUUACUGAACGGCACAAGGAAGAAGACAUCACUUAACCUAAUUUGUUUGUAGUGAAGAGGUGGCUUUUUCCACAUGUUAAACAUGUUUUUCAUCUCUGUCGUGACAUGACUAGUAAAACAAAAACAGCAAGUCUGCAAGAUGAAUAAAUUUAAUUUAUAAGUGAGCAUUAGUUUCAAUGCCACCAAAAACCCCUAAUCUGAUUUUAACUAAUGCUCAUGCUAAUGAGGCCUAAUGGCACAAUGCAUUGGUUUAAUUUCAGUAAUAACCUCUCUUUUAGUUGUUCUGUCUUCACACGUUUAGCCAGUAAACCUGAGCUGUGUGGUGACUUGAUUCAUAAUUGUUGAGGAAAAAGCGCUUGUUUUAAUUUAUUUUUGAUGGAUCUUCUUUUGUUGUUGCUGUAGUUUUUUCUAGUUCAGGUUUUCUCCAUGUAGAAAGAUUAAACAGCCGGUUUUAACAGUUCAAACGUUCGUUUAUAUUUGUCUCAGACGGUGCUAAUAUAGCCUGCCCUGUGCGAUCCUUGUGGCAAGAGAAGAGGGAAAUGGUUUUAUUUUGUUUUCUGUUCUUAUCAGGCCCCUCCCACUGAUUAAGCCCCACCCACCCAACGCCCAUAGCGGUACUUGAAAGAAAGAUGUUUACACCUCUUAAUUUCUGUGUUUGGAUAUAUUUCUCUUUGUAAACCAUCACUCUCUCUGUCCCGCUCUCUCUUCCUAGGGAUCUCUCAUGUAAAGUGUAAAUUGCUACAUUUUUUAUACAAUACUGUAACUUGCCUUUGUACAUUUAGGCAGAAAAUAAAACUUUUUAUGAGACAAUCA